AUGUCAGCGGCCGUGUCUCCCUAUGGCCGUCAUGCGGUCAGCCCUUUCGUUGCCGUCGAUGCUGCAAUUACCGGGGACCAGGCAGAUGGUUCUGAGUGGGUCAAACUCGGCCUCGACAGCCUGGAUGAAGGGGUGGCGGGAUAUUCGCGACUCAAUGGCGGAGAUGACUACCAGAGAAGCCAACAGCAAGGCGCGGGAGUAUCUUCCGGUUUCUGGACCAUAGCAAGCGCGAUAGCUGAUUCAUCGGCCGAGCAUGGCGUCGGUAGGCGAAGGAGAGCCCUUCCUCUAUUACGCUUACUCGUACUCCUACCUCAUCUUGGAGCCGUCGGUGAAAACCCGCACUUGAUUGUUAUACCAUCAGUCGGUUGUAUUUGGCUCGGACUUCACAACCAGCAGCGGUCCACCGUUCUGCAGACAGAUUUGUAUCCAGGUUGGGUCCGCGGACGUGCCAGUUCCGGCCACGAACUCGGUGUAAACGGACGUUCGGUGGCAGAUCCAUGUCUGUGCAUUCCCGAUGGAUCUCGUUGGCUGUCUGUAGAAGGAAGCAGUCCUUACCGCUCCAACCAGAAGGAUCGGCCUCUCUGUUGCAAAGUGGUUCCGCACGAUUGGAUUAUUCCAGACGUCAACACAGAAUUUCUGGAACGUAACUCUUGCCCGGAAGCAUUGAAGCAGGUGAAGGAAACUGAUCUGGUUAUUUGGGUGGAUCCACUGGACGGAACGGGCGAGUAUACGGAGGGUUUUCUGGAAGGAGUUAUGGUGCUCAUUGGCAUAGCGGUCAAUGAUCGAGCCGUGGGAGGUGUAAUUCAUCAGCCCUAUUUUAAGGCCGAUACGGGUGAGCUGGGUCGGACAAUUUGGGGAGUACAAGGAAUUGGUACCGGUAGAUUUACACCUAAACGCCCUCCAACCGAUCGGUUCAUAGUGACCACAACUAGAUCCCAUUCCACUGCAGUAGUUCAAGCUGCUUUAGAUGCUUUAUCGCCGGACGGUAUUCUUAAAGUGGGUGGAGCUGGGUAUAAAGUGUUACAGCUCCUGGAAGGAAAUGCUCAUGCACAUGUUUUCGCGAGUGCUGGUUGCAAAAAGUGGGAUACCUGCGCUCCGGAGGCAGUACUCGAGGCUCAAGGUGGAACGUUGACAGACAUUCUGGGAAGGCAUUAUCGCUACGGGAAGGAUGUACGAUUUCCGAAUGCUUGUGGCGUACUAGGAUCUGCCAGUGGCAUUGCUCACAAAGACAUACUAGCCAAGUUGCCGGACAGUGUGAAACAAGCGAUGAACAAAACAGAAUAGAUGACUUGUUCUAAUAAAGGUUCUAGUACAAUUAACCGUUCUAAAACACCUACAUUUAUUGACACCAUUAAAAAGAUACCAGUUCCGGAAUCCCAUAACAAAUUGGCAAUUAUUUACAGUUUAGAUUUAGGUUUCUGAAGCAGCGCCCUAAGGUCUCCUUAGA
Molecule: messenger RNA, 1447 nt
Organism: Topomyia yanbarensis
Lineage: Eukaryota; Metazoa; Arthropoda; Insecta; Diptera; Culicidae
Product: 3'(2'),5'-bisphosphate nucleotidase 1-like
Exons: 2
Coding region: 1-1284 (427 amino acids)
Biological process (GO): phosphatidylinositol phosphate biosynthetic process
Molecular function (GO): 3'(2'),5'-bisphosphate nucleotidase activity
Source: RefSeq, a predicted model, not a curated record